AUGUUGGCCAUGGGGUGUUCAUUUAAAAAGACUCAACAGUGUAUAAUGACAGUGGUGAAUGCAUCACCUGUGGUUCUACUAUGUCUCAUAUUCACAUGGAGCUACUGGGCAUUCAACUUUAGCUUAUCAAUGGGCCUUUUAAAGGAAGGACAUACAUUACAAGGGUCGCUGUACAUACUAUGCUAUCAUCCCAUCUUUAUCCUCUGCAUGUGGAGUUAUUGGGUGGUUUGCAGAACAUCGCCUGGGUUUACAUUGGAUAUGCAGAAAAAGAGGAGUGAACAAGAAGAAGAUACCGUAGGGCUUUUGGCUUAUGAUCACAAUAACAAAGAUAUGAUUGCCAUGCAAGACCAAGAACAACGAAGCCCUGUCCCGAUCACCGUGAAACGAGAUGGAAAUAGACGAUACUGUCAGAAAUGCAAAUUAGAGAAAUUUGAUAGAACACAUCACUGUCGCCAAUGUGGAAAAUGUGUGCUCAAGAUGGAUCAUCAUUGUCCUUGGAUCAACAAUUGCGUAGGAUUUCAAAACUACAAGGCAUUUUACUUGUUUCUAGUAUAUGCAUCCGCCUACUGCGUUUUCGUAUUUGCAACCACACUACCACCCACCAUCAUUCAAGUCAACGGCCCAAUGAGCAUUUUGGGCCUCAAUGUAAAUUGGGGAUUACUGAUAUUCAUCUCUGGUAUUUUUGGAUUGUUUUUGUUGCCUUUCACUAUCUUCCAUACGAGACAACUAUGCAAGAAUAGAUCCACCAUCGAGUAUUACGAAAAGGCAAACUAUCGCAUGGGAAGAGGAUCGAGUCGGGAUAUCAUGAGAAGCAAAUACUUUAAUCCAUGGGACAUUGGCACACGAAAGAAUAUUGAUCAAGUGCUCGGUAAGGGAUCCUUAUGGCAGAAACUGAUGCCAGUGGGUAAGCCGUUGGGAGAUGGAUCAUCCUUUCCAAUCAACUCUUACGCAUACGAUACAUUGGGCGCAGAUGAUGUCCAGGAAGAAUUUUAG
Messenger RNA from Mucor velutinosus, 993 nucleotides. RefSeq lists its product as uncharacterized. Bases 1 to 993 code for a protein of 330 amino acids. The record is from RefSeq and is a predicted model, not a curated record. The transcript has 4 exons. Gene Ontology annotation, molecular function: palmitoyltransferase activity. Lineage: Eukaryota; Fungi; Mucoromycota; Mucoromycetes; Mucorales; Mucoraceae.